Cladophialophora bantiana CBS 173.52 is the source of this 1107-nucleotide messenger RNA. RefSeq lists its product as uncharacterized. NCBI's taxonomy places the organism in Eukaryota, Fungi, Ascomycota, Eurotiomycetes, Chaetothyriales, Herpotrichiellaceae. The transcript has a single exon. The record is from RefSeq and is a predicted model, not a curated record. The coding region runs from base 1 to 1107 and encodes 368 amino acids.
AUGGCCCCCUCUUCUUCGCGCGAUCCGACUGCUGCCUCACCCAACUCGUCGUCCUUCCUAUCCUCAACUUCCAACCAAGUCACCGCAGGGUCGGUGCGAAGAAAUCUCUUUUCCGCACAUCUUUCGCGACGCCCAGCCUCGGGAGUACAACCGCAAUCUCAAUCAAAUAGUCAGGCUCGACGACAUGAUUCACAGUCGCAAAUCCAAGGGCAACAGUACGGUAGUAGCCUUCCACGUCUACGGGGUCAUCAGCGUUCAGUGUCCACGCCGUCUCUCUCACCCUCUCCGCCACGGUCGUCUCCCUUUCAUGAUCCUCCGAACAACGGCACCAGCUCUACUUUCAUCCCCCCUCCGAUACCGCAACUAUCACCUCCCCACCGCACAGCACUGGCAGAUGGGUACGACCCUACAAUUUCUCCCCAUCGACCGAUCAGUCCGCGAUCGUCUGCAGCUCUCUUUCCAAAUCAAUCGAUCAUCGCGUUAAAUCCACUUACAGGGCGUCCCGUCCUGCCGAAACUCCCCAUACUCCCUGGCAGACUAAGACUGUCGGACUCGGACGAUGGCCAUGAAGGGGACCAUGCAGAAGACGCCGAGGAUGAGGAGGUGGCACAGGAGGAAGCCGGGACGCAAGAACGGGAAUUGUCUGACGUUGAACUCCAUGACCCUUCGGCGCAAGCCUAUGCCAGGCACCCACGACGCCGAAGAGCGCGACGCCACGAUCCCUAUGACCAUCACACGUCUCACAUCGCGACCGCGGACCAUGCUCACGCCGCCGCGAUGGCCGCCGCAGCCGCCAGCGCCGAGGCCGAGGCCGAGGCCGAAGCAGACGAAGAACGACGGGACCGCCAACGCAUCGAGAGACUGCUACGGGAAAUGAUGGCGAGACAACGCGCGCGAGCCAAAGGGAAAAUAGCCAAAGUAUCGAAGGUAUCGCCCUCGCCGUCGUCUGAGGAGGACGAAGAAGCCGAGCAAGAUGAACUGAUGGGAUUAAUCAUGGGCAGUCUACGAAGGGAAGUGGCCAGGGCCGACGUGGAAGCUUGGAUGUUUGGCGAGCCCUUGGGAGUGGGAGGGAUUGCGGGGAGAGACGAGGUUGCUGUGUACGACUAA